Saimiri boliviensis boliviensis (Bolivian squirrel monkey) is the source of this 958-nucleotide messenger RNA. It is a transcript of the gene C12H10orf143, whose product is annotated as chromosome 12 C10orf143 homolog. The record is from RefSeq and is a predicted model, not a curated record. Lineage: Eukaryota; Metazoa; Chordata; Mammalia; Primates; Cebidae.
CGGUGUGCGGAAAGGGGCGUGGCGCGCGGGCCACUGCCGGGCCUGAGAGGCCGGACGGCCUUGAGCCUGGGGCUGCAUGGAGAGCCUGGCGCUCGGCCGCUGGCGACGGCGGAAGGCGGAGGAGCUGCAGGUUCUGGGGGACGUGAAACGGGCAUGCAGGAGAUUAGAAGCCAGUGGGCAUGAGCAUGGCUGUCACCAGCUGAACGCCUGUGCUCUGGCGUCCUGGGGACCAGAGGACCAGGAGCCUCCAUCAAGAGCCCCAGCACUGAGGCUAGAGAGUGGCCAGGGGAGGCCAAGUACAGGGAUUUCUCAGAAUGGCGGAAGGAGCUCAGCCCAGCCUUGCAUAAGAUGUAUUGCAGGGGAAUCUGGACAUUUUAACCAUACCAAGAAUCAUUAGGAGAUGCAAGCUGGAAAAAAGAAGAUUCCAGCUUCGGUUCCGAACUCUUCAUGUUGCAGCAAAUGGGAAUCUCCUACAGAUGGGUUUGCACACCUGCCUGUUCAGAUAGCAGCUGGUGCCCUCUGCCGGUGGGGGAGGUUUGUGUGUCCUCUCAUUCUGGUGAACCCACCGUCCUCUGCAGGAGAACCAGGAAUCCACGUCACUUCAGAAGAGCACCCAACUCAUUACUAUGGACUGCAGGCUCCUCUCGAAUGUUCUUGCUUGAGAGGGGAUCAGUUGCAUUAUUUACAAGUCAAAAGUCUGGUGUCAAACUUCCUGUGAGCGUGGGCACUCAUGGCCUGUGGAAGCCCAUCCAGACGCAGCCCUGCCAUUGUGAUUUUUCAUUGUUUUGCCAAUGUACCCAGCGCUGCUUACAUACUCUUUCAUUGAAAGACUUAUUUUUAUAUUUAAAAUGUUCUAAUCUGGAAGUGAAUUUUACUGAAUGCUAAGGUCCAGUCUAUUCCCCGACUGAAGUUACCAGCGACAGGAUCCCUUUUAUAUUAAAGUGGAAAUUACUCAUUU